This is a messenger RNA of Sceloporus undulatus (fence lizard), 685 nucleotides long. RefSeq names its product cardiotrophin-2-like. The transcript has 3 exons. The coding region runs from base 68 to 685 and encodes 205 amino acids. NCBI's taxonomy places the organism in Eukaryota, Metazoa, Chordata, Lepidosauria, Squamata, Phrynosomatidae. The record is from RefSeq and is a predicted model, not a curated record.
AUUAGGGGGUGACAAAGAGAAACCGACUUUUCUACUGGGAUCCCAAGCUUCACCCAGAUUUUUAGCCAUGAAUCUCCCUAUGGCCAGCAAACUCUUAGUACUUUCUGCUGUCUUUGUCCACUUUGCCUCUCCUGUGCCUAACCGUUCGGUCAGCACUGUCAUUGCCCAGACCUUCAACCUGCUCCUUCUCAUGCAAGCCAACAGCACAGUCCUCCUCAACACCUAUCUGAGUUGCCAAGGUGGUCCAUUUAGUGAUUCGAGUUUCAGUGCCCCAAGACUGCACUAUGACGGUGUGCCAACGGCUGCCAUCCCAUUUCGGAAAUGGCGAACCCUUUCAGACCUUGAACGCCUGGACAAGAACUAUGAAGCGUACAGUGCUCUCUCUGAAUUCUUGCAACUGGUCUGGGAUGACCAAUUUGUGAUCAACUCCAAACAAGUGGAACUGCUGGAGAUGCUGAAAGUGACACGGUUGCGUAUUGAAGGCCUGCUCAGCAACUUGACUGCCAUCAUGUCUGUCUUGGGUGGGUCACCUACCCCUGUAACAGAUUCACUUAUGUUGGAGUCUGUUGAAGCCAGCACUUUUGAGAAGAAAAUUCGGGGCUACGUGGUGUGCCACCUGUACAGACAGUGGGUUGAUAGGACCGUGCGUGAUUUUGCCCUUCUCAAAGAGAAAUACCCAAGUUAA